UUACUUUCAGUUUUGCUUAGGCUGUGUGGUCGCCUGAUCGGAAUCGCGCCAUGUUACGUAUCAAAAGUCACUUAACCUGCGCUAUUUGCUUCGAACGUUUCGACACACCGGUGAAGCUGCAAUGCGGACACACGUACUGCGAAAGGUGCAUCCAGCAGUACUUCUCUGGCGGACAAGAAGAGCGGGUUUGUCCGCAAUGCCGUACAGUGUGCACUGGCCCGGCCAUCCCGGACUACGCACUAAGGAGCCUGGUUACUGACCCGACUUUAUUAGAACAGGUGCCUCCAAUAACAGAAAUAAACCGAGACAUCAGGAAAGCCUUUAACACAGGCUCAGGUGAGUCACUUGCAGUCUGUGUUACUGAACAGUUCUCUAUGAGCAGUGGAGUGUGUCAUAUAUUUCGAAAGGAAUUCAAUCAAGUAGAGGAGCUCAAAAAACAGGGUAAGAAAAUUGGAGAAGUAGCAGUACUAGAAAAUCAAGGACGGUUUCUUUAUUAUCUGGUCACAAGAAGUAAAUAUAAUUGGAAAGCUAAUUAUGAAGACCUGGAGAAGUGUCUUAUAAUGAUGAAGGAGCAUUGUCAACAACAUGGAGUCCACAGCCUGUCAAUGCCCAGGCUGAGUUGUGGAAAGGAUGGACUGAAGUGGACAAUUGUUUCAUCACUUAUCAAAAAUGUGUUUACUGGCACUGGAAUCAACAUUACCAUUUAUUACAUUGACACUUAAGACAAGUGCUUAAAUGAGAACUACUACUGUGAUGAGCCUUCUUCUGCAUAUCUUGAAAUGGAGAGAUGGAACUAUUGUAAUAUUCAAAAAAUAUCUCUUUGAUCAGCAUUAAUCUAUAUUUUACCACAGAAUGCUGUUUGUAUGGUAAGGAUUAUACAUACAUAGCAGUAAAAUCCUACAUCAGGUCAGGCAGAGGUCUCAGAUACUCAUAAAACAAUAUGGGAGAUAAUUUUUGUGGGUUUGGAUACACUCCAAAAUGUAAGAAAAAU
Messenger RNA from Polypterus senegalus (gray bichir), 991 nucleotides. Its product is annotated as ADP-ribose glycohydrolase OARD1-like. Gene Ontology annotation, biological process: peptidyl-glutamate ADP-deribosylation. The transcript is spliced from 5 exons. Lineage: Eukaryota; Metazoa; Chordata; Cladistia; Polypteriformes; Polypteridae. The coding region runs from base 51 to 722 and encodes 223 amino acids. The record is from RefSeq and is a predicted model, not a curated record.